UACAGGAGAAACCAGGAGAAUAUAGGAGAAACCAGGAGAAACCAGGAGAAAGUAGGAGAACACAGGAGAAACCAGGAGAAUACAGGAGAAAGCAGGAGAAAGCAGGAGAACACAGGAGAAUACAGGAGAAUACAGGAGAAGGCAGGAGAACACAGGAGAAACCAGGAGAAUAUAGGAGAAAGCAGGAGAAUACAGGAGAAACCAGGAGAACACAGGAGAAAGCAGGAGAAAUUAGGAGAAAGCAGGAGAAACCAGGAGAAUGGAGGAGAAUACAGGAGAAUACAGGAGAAAGCAGGAGAAUACAGGAGAAAGCAGGAGAAUACAGGAGAA
Molecule: messenger RNA, 330 nt
Organism: Branchiostoma belcheri (Belcher's lancelet)
Lineage: Eukaryota; Metazoa; Chordata; Leptocardii; Amphioxiformes; Branchiostomatidae
Product: trichohyalin-like
Exons: 2
Source: RefSeq, a predicted model, not a curated record